AUCAUCAACCGCAAGCAGUUCCCGAUUCGAACGCACCCAAACCUACUUUCGCUUUACAUAAGAAUCGGAAUCAAUUUUGCAAUUUUAAAUUUCUGCGACACAUCUAGCGCAACAUCGUGGUUAGUUGUCGACGUUUUCAUCAUCUGCUGGUAACGACCAAAAGAUGGCGAUGAUCAAGCCGGUGGGCCUGCAGCCAAUGGGCGGGGUAUUGAGAUUGACUGUUAUUUUUGCGACUCUGUGCUCCUCAACUGCAAUACAAAUUUUGUCAGAACAUCAACAGUCAUGAAAAAAUUGACUUUUCUAACUAUGCACCUUGAAACAUGUCACUUGUCAUGCUGUAUUGGAAUUGAGAAACGUUUUGCUUUUGUCAUGCGGAAAGUACUGCAUCUUGUUCAUGUCAUUCCAAACAUUCUACAUUCUACACAUCAGGCCAAGACCCCAGGGAGCGCCAGGGUGCAGGAGCAACCGAUAAAUUCGGAAGAGAAGGGCGGAAUACAAGAGCACUAUGACAAGGCCACUAGCGUUUGCGGUAUAGAGUUUGUUUCAUCCUCGAAAGAUGCGUUGUGAGUUGAAAUUGUACAUGACAAAAUUGAUGAGCCUUGAUGCGCAUUUGCGCAUGACAAAUUCCUACCAAAAACUCCACUCAGGUCACAUCGACGACCUCGUUGCGGCGCUCACCGAACUGUACGAGGACAACGCAAAAUGGAAAAGCAAGUACAUCUCCACAAAGAAGGCGCACUUCUCGAAGUUCUUCGGCGCGUCAAGCACGAUGCUCUUGGGCUCAACAUUCAGGGAGUGGAAAGCCUGGACACACGAGCAGUAAUACUUGGAAAUUAUAAAGUCGCUUUUUCGGGCCUUUUCUGAUCAUGUUAAACAAAUACAAGUGACGUCCGAUGCAACAUAAACUUGGAUUUAUUGCACGACAUGUGAACAACUGAAAUUUUCUUUUUGAUGCCGCACGUCCCAGCGUACUAUUGAUUUUUCUCUCUCCUAAAAACAGGACCGCAGCAAGAAAGUACGACGCAAUGAGAAUGGAACAGGAAAUUGCCGAGCGAGAAUGGAACCUGAAGCUCGAGAACCAAGAGAAGGAGCACGACAAGAGUAUCUAUCUGAUUCUAAGAAAAAUGUCAUCUAUUUUUCAUUCGAUUUUUGUCAUGCCUCGUGCCAUUAUCUAUCGUGCGCAACCUAAAUUUUCUUACAUACAACCGUGGCGGCUCCUGUUUAUGAUCAAUUUCCAGAAACAUCAUCAUGACCCUCCAUAAUCUCAGGACUCCAAGCUUUGGAGGCGAACCACAAGCUGGCGAUCGCAGAGCUCUCGGAGCAGAUCGCGCAGCGAAACACGGAACUCUCAAAACUCGAAGCGGAAAAGGACUCCGUCUUCGGAAAGGGAGAGAAGUCAUACAAAGUCCUGCAGAGUCUCAAGGUAUGACGAGUAUCAUGUUGUUGGUGAAUGAAGAAAUGCAUCACAGAAUUACCACCCAAGUAGGACGAUCAUGUCACAGUACUACUUGUCAUACUGAGCAGGGUCGUAUUUGUUCCUGGAGAUCAACUACAUAACUGUUGCCAUUCUCGUUCUUCAACGAGUCCAUCUAAAACACCACUACAUCAGCACCAACUGGAGGCUCUUGACGACGAGGAAUUUGCCGUGACCUCCGCACACCGGCCAGCACCGGUUAGCACGAACAGCUUCGAUUUCCUGAAGAACCGGCUGCACGACCUGCUGAACCAGGUGGACCCCAAGUACGUCCCACCGCUGGGCUCCCUGUCCCUGAUGCCGCCGCCACAGCCCCUCAGCGGCUCCAUCGGCCACCACGGGGUACACCGAUGAGCGUACUGCAAUUUAUUUGGGUUACCGCAUGACUUUUUUUCCCACUAAUAUGUGCUUGCAUGAUGACUACUUGUGGAUGGGUUUUUGCGCGUGCGAUGCUAGCUCGAUCGUAUGGCUGCGGCGUCUGAGCGGGCCAGUAGUUGUACCAAGUUGACUAAAAUUUCAAACAAACAAAAAACAACAGAGCGCCGUAAUCAGCAGUACCGCGACCCAACCACAGUACACGUACCAAUUUUCGGCAAAGUAAGAAUGGGAAACCAGGAAAAUUUUUCUCGGCCACCACUUUUAUUUCUGUACUAAGUUGUAGUCCGUCGCACAAAUUCAGUAAAUGCAUUUCUAUUUCUUGCCCCAACCGUUUUCAGAAUAGCAACUUUAUCGUCUUGUUCCAUUAAGACUAAGAUGAAACCUCAGUGUUUACAAUAAGACCAGAGUAGCAGGCACGUGAGACUGAGAUGCCGCGACCAUUCCCCGUCCCAGGGGGAGGUGGCUGCGCACUUAUCCGCUGCUUUCUGCAAUUCCGUUUCCCCUCAUUUUUUAUUUCCCAAUAGACCUGUUUACUGUAUUAUGCUAUCGACAGUUUGUGUUUCGAGUUCGACUGGAAGCGCUAGCGCAUAUUCGUUACAAAGAUGAAAUUAAAAAAUGUCAAUGUCAAUCCAGCAAACGUAAUAAUCUUCUUCACGUAUCAAACCUUUAAGUUUAACCCCAAAGACCACUAAAACGCAUAAGAUUAAGAAUCACCUCCUACACAUGUAUACUAUUUGUUUGGGGACAAGAAAUCACACACCUUCUGUUUCUUCAAGCUCCUGUAUGAAUCAAGAGACGAGAAAAAGCGAAAAUGAACUUAGCGACCCAUUGCCGCAUGUGAAUGAUUCCUAUCCUGUUUUUCGCAAGCGUUUUGGAGACGAGAAGGAAAAAUAAACACAACACUUUUGGCGGAUGCACAUUCGCGGGCAAAUCGCAAUUUUCCGCACCAUCAACCGGAACGGGAGCUAACUGCAGUUUAGGGGCUCAAUUAUCG
Molecule: messenger RNA, 2846 nt
Organism: Amoebophrya sp. A120
Lineage: Eukaryota; Dinophyceae; Syndiniales; Amoebophryaceae
Source: the annotation of a GenBank genome assembly